Messenger RNA from Pogonomyrmex barbatus (red harvester ant), 1474 nucleotides. It is a transcript of the gene SerRS-m, whose product is annotated as Seryl-tRNA synthetase, mitochondrial. Gene Ontology annotation, molecular function: ATP binding; serine-tRNA ligase activity. Gene Ontology annotation, biological process: seryl-tRNA aminoacylation. The record is from RefSeq and is a predicted model, not a curated record. Lineage: Eukaryota; Metazoa; Arthropoda; Insecta; Hymenoptera; Formicidae.
GCGAGAUGCUCAAAUUUCUAAUUUAAGUUAUUACUUGAACAAGUUGUUGACGCUGCAAUUCUGAAAUCGUAUUGUUUUAUAUUUUGUAAAUAUCAGACAUAUGCCGCUGAGAUAAAUUAAUACAUUUCUUUUUGACUGUAAAAUGAGACUUAGAUUUCAACAAAAUUUUAAGCAAUUUUGUAAAUUGCGACAUUUUUGGCUACACAAUUUGCCUGCAGAAACACCAGAAAAAAAUGUGAUCAAUGUAAAAUUAUCUGUACCAGAACCAGAAUAUAAUAUAGAUUUUCUAUGCAAUCCUGCAAAUCGUGAUGUCAUCUUCAAUAACAUCAAAAAAAGAAAGAGUAUUGGAGAUAUUGAUAAAGUUCUCGAAUACUCCAGAAAUCCUGCAAAGCGAGAAUUGCUGUUGUGGGAAUUAAGUAGGAUACCUAACUAUACGCAUCCUGCAAUAAUUGAUUAUGGUGAUAAACCAAGAUUGCUAAAAGAAUGCGGCAAAAAGGCAGAGUUUGAUUUUGAGCCGAAAGAAUUUGCUGAACUUGUCACUGAUUUAAAAGCUAUAAGAACACAUACAUUGGGUCCUGUUACUGGACAAAGAAGUUAUAUACUUCUAGGAGAAUUGGCAGAAUUGGAAGAAGCGUUGAUUCAUUAUACACUUAGAAGAUUGGUAAAGCAUGGAUUUAAGUUACUUUCAGUGCCUGAUAUCAUCCUUACUAAAGUUAUUGAAAAGUGUGGUUUGAUAGUGGAUGGCAAUCGAACUUUAGUAUAUAAAUUAGAUCCUUAUUAUGGUGAUGACUAUAGCUUGUCUGGCACUGCUGAAAUGUCAUUAGCUAGCAAAUUAAUGAAUACUACACUUUCCUAUGACACGUUACCAUUGAAAUUAGCAGCUGUUAGUCGAUGCUAUCGUGCAGAAGGUUCAAGUACUCUGGAUGAAAGAGGAAUCUAUAGAGUUCACCAGUUUACUAAAGUGGAAAUGUUUGUUUGUUGUGAACCAAGUCAAUCUGAAGAAGUGUUUCAAGAUCUCCAGAAUAUACAAGAAGAAUUGUUCUCUUCAUUAGGAUUGCAUUUUCAAAUAAUGGAUAUGCCUCCAUUUGAGUUAGGUUCAUCAGCUUAUAGGAAAUGUGACAUGCAAGGUUGGAUGCCUGGAAGAAAAUUGUACGGCGAGUUAUCUAGUUGUAGUAAUUGCACGGAUUAUCAAUCAAGACGUCUCAACAUUAGGUACACGACAAAAGAUGGAAACACGGCUUACGUACAUACACUAAAUGGAACUGCGUGCGCGAUACCUCGUAUGUUGAUUGCCUUGUGCGAAACGUAUCAAACGAAACACCAUCGUAUCAUUGUACCAAAUGAAUUGGUACCUCUAAUGAAAGGCAAAACGCUUAUUAAAAACAAUCAAGUUGCAGACAUGAGACCUUAUAAGUACAAACAAAAAUUAAUUGUAAAAGAGAAAAUCAAAUAAAUGUAAGAGAUUGAUACAACC